Ceratosolen solmsi marchali is the source of this 444-nucleotide messenger RNA. RefSeq lists its product as uncharacterized. The coding region runs from base 61 to 402 and encodes 113 amino acids. Lineage: Eukaryota; Metazoa; Arthropoda; Insecta; Hymenoptera; Agaonidae. The record is from RefSeq and is a predicted model, not a curated record. The transcript has 6 exons.
AACAACCGAGUAAAAGUUUUUUCUAAAGCAUAAAUUGAGAUAUAUUUAUUUAUUAUAAUAAUGUUCGUUUUACUAUUGUUUAUUCUAAGUUUAUGUACUACUCAUAGAUCGGUGUUGGGGGAAAUCGUUCUGACAAAAUCACGAUGCUAUGCGUUCUGUAACAUGUUUCCGAGUAAUAUGCUUAAUUUAUGCGUCCACACAUGCAACAGAUUAUUCAGAAAUGGUGAUAGAACUAUCACUACACUUGAAGACUGCGAGAAAUACUGUGAUUCUUUCCGUUAUGAAUAUCGAUCACGAUGUAAAUACUAUUGUUAUCAAGAUAUGGGAUAUUUUGAUUCGACGGUUCAAACAAAAAGACCACUAAAAUCAAAGUCAAAGAAGCGAAUUGCUGACAAAUCAUAAAUUAAUAAUGUUUGGAGCACGUAAAAGAAAAUACAGCAUCGA